CGCAAGUUCUGGUUUUGACGUUUUUCGGUCGUUGUGCUAACUUUUCCGACGUGAACUGCCCAUGUCCCCUUCACGCACUAAACGACGGGGGCGAAAUCGCCCUUUUCGUUAAAUGAUAAGUCUAAAGCUGCCCCGCCCGCUCCCUCCUCAGCGCUGCGGACACUUGGCACGUUGUUGAUUAUGUCGGCGUGAGAACAGACCAAUUCGGGAGCGCGCUCUGAUUGCAGGCCCGCAUCCUCCGACUGCGGCCCCGGGGGAAUAAAGGCAGGAGCUGGCCGGCCGGGCGGCCGGGUGGCGCGCCUUGCGGGCUGGAGAGUCUCGGCGAUUAGGACGGCCGACCGGUUUCAUCAACUUUAUGGAGUAAUAGAGGGGGGGGAAAAAAUUUAGACUAUGUAUGUUCAGGUGCAGAACAGGACGAAGUUCCUAGACCUCCAUCUAGCGACUUGCCUUAAGGACUGGGACAUGAGCGAAGAGAUUAAAUUGACCACCACCACAGACCAGCUGUGCCAAGAACCCCUGUUCGAGCCCAGUCUGUGGCUGGUGGUGAACCCCAACCUCGCUUGUCCCAUCAAGUAUCCUAGCCCGAAGACCCAGCCUUCGCCCCCGGGAGCUUCCGUAGGGAUUCCUCAAGCUCCGAGGCCCACCCGCUGCCUCCCCCCCAGCUCGCUGUCUCCCCCAGAGAGAGCUGGCCACGAUGACUCCCCGAACUCCCCUUCAUCGUCAUCAUCGUCAUCCAGUGACUACCUGCUCACGGACGAGGAGGAUGCUUCCUCGCCGGACCUCCCGGCUCCCCAGAAGCCCAAGGCCGCCAAGGAGAGGGGGCGCAGGACCGGCCUGGCCCAGAGCAAACGGCUGCAGAGGAUCCUGCAGGAGAGCUGCAACCUGAAGUCGGGCUGCUGGCCCCGGCCGCCCGUCAACUACUGCAUCCUCAUCGCCAUGGCGCUCAGCAGCAGCCGCGCCGGCAGCCUCAACGUGCAGCAGAUCUACAACUUCACGCGAGAGCACUUCCCGUUUUUCCAGACGGCUCCGGACGGCUGGAAGAACACCAUCCGCCACAACCUGUGCUUCAGCAACAGCUUCGAGAAGACGCCGCAGCUGGUGUGCAGCCAGGGCAAGCGCAAGUCCUGCCUGUGGCACCUGACCGCGGACGGGCGGCGGCGGCUGCGCAACGAGAUCCACCUGCUGACCGGCGACUCCAUCGCCGUGCUGGAGCGGAGCAUGACCAACCCCGGAAUGAUUCGCACUUUAUUUGAGCUUUAGGCACCAGGAUCUGAAGGAAUGACGUUGAUGUGCCCUAAGCGGGUGGGGACCCCGGCCCACAGGCCAGCAGGCCUCCAGUCCCAAGCUGCUGACCGGAAUGAGAGCCGUUUGUCCUUCUCUAUGAAAUGGCAGCUGAUAAGACUGCUCCUGAUGUCCGUUUAUUAUCUAUUUUUGACUUUUCUGUGUUAAACCUACUCGUUUGUUCUAAAUUUAUUUAUAUAUUUGAUUAUGAA
Messenger RNA from Lepisosteus oculatus (spotted gar), 1493 nucleotides. It is a transcript of the gene foxr1, whose product is annotated as forkhead box R1. NCBI's taxonomy places the organism in Eukaryota, Metazoa, Chordata, Actinopteri, Semionotiformes, Lepisosteidae. Gene Ontology annotation, cellular component: nucleus. The record is from RefSeq and is a predicted model, not a curated record. Gene Ontology annotation, biological process: regulation of DNA-templated transcription. Gene Ontology annotation, molecular function: sequence-specific double-stranded DNA binding; DNA-binding transcription factor activity.